Molecule: messenger RNA, 4325 nt
Organism: Schistosoma bovis
Lineage: Eukaryota; Metazoa; Platyhelminthes; Trematoda; Strigeidida; Schistosomatidae
Source: the annotation of a GenBank genome assembly
GGGAACCGCUAAUUUAUGAUUUCUCUCUAAAUUGGCAUUUACUUGAGAAUAAUGUAUUACGAAAGCGUUUGCCAGACAUAUUGAUCGUUAUGGUGUUGAGACUUGAGUAAUUGCAAAAAUAAAAGCUUUGAUUAGCUUCUAAUUGGGUGACCAUAUUAAAACAAGUAAACAACAGAUGUGUUUGUCUUCACCACUUAGUGACUUUGAAGUGGAAUACGUGGUACCGCUGAUGUUGUAAUGUUGCUCGCCGAUGUCUUAGUUUGUUUUCUCUCAUUAUUUAUUGGUGUUCCUGCUAACGACACAAAAUCUUGUGCUGUUUCAGGGUUCACUUCAUUACUCAAGUGCUCCUCAUGUUCAGAGUUGAAGAAGUUCAAAUUAGAAAAGCUUGAAACAUCUUGUUUUCAGUGUUGUGAAGAUGAAAAUGUAUCUGGAACUUCUAAGAAAUAUGCUUUUGCAGAACUAGUAACUUGCUCGUGAUCCUUAGAACGCUAUCCUCAAGUGCUUGCAUUCAUUGACAGCAAGGAUCGGAAGAGUAUGACUAAUCUAAAAGUGGUAUACGAAAGAGGUCAUAGACCUACAAUUCGCAUGCUCAACGAGAAAAGACAAGUGCAAGAAGAGAUUCCUAUCGACACUUGGGAUAGCGACACAAUAAUAGAGUUUGUUAAUGAACGCAUCACUAAUCAAUAAAGUUGUCAACAGCUUUUCAUGCGCACUCUUGACUUGUAUGAUGAUACAUGAACUAAAUCUCUUAUAGGAGAUGUUCUGUAUUUGAUGUUUAGUCCAGAGUGCUAUUGAUUAGUAUGUGUUUGUUUAUACUGUUUCUUCACUUUCUUUUAAACCCUUUCUAUUGUUUGUUCUCAAACUUGGUUCAGUAGAUCAUUUUUGUGUCAUGCGCCUGUAUAAAGUAUUAUUCCCAAAAUUGCAGCGUAUUUCGUAAUCUGUUGUGUUUCCUCGACUUGUUCUAAUAAACAUAAAUAUCUGUAUACUUCUUAAUGAUUUCGGAUAUAUUAGUACUACUAUAUCCACUAAAACUCAGUAAAGUUAUUAUUGGGUUUUUUGUUGUCUCGAUUUCUAGUUACCCUUCACGCACUUGAAUUUCGUAAGCUGCCACUGCUGUUUUCCAAUAUCGCACCAUAAAUGAGUAUAGUAAGAUUGUUGUUUGACUGACUAAUUGUAUGGUACGGGGUUGGUUUAGCUAACGUAACUGGUCAUCGAACAACGAGUUCACAGCUCUUGUUCUUAUCAUCCUCGAACUAAUUUGGUUGAUUUGGUAGAAUAUAAUGAUUAGAAGUAUUCGAAUUGAAGUGCUAACUAGGAAUUCCAGAAGUAGCGUAAUUCAAGCCACAUGGAACUGGAUCAGAACGAACGAACGUAUUGUAUUUGGAAUUCUUAAUAAGCGGGGAAUCAAGUACAAAAGAGUCUUUAGUUCGUAAAAAUACCACAUAGAACCUAAAUGAAUGAAUAUUCCAGCCAAUGUACUUCUAAUGAGUGGUCAUGAUAUGCAAGCCCGACCAUCAUUUCAAGGCAUCAGGCACUACCGGGUACCAUUUCUAUGUCCCUGGUAUAUUUCUUUUAUUGGAAGUUCACUUUUUGGUCAGUAUUCUACUAAUAAUUAAGAGAUCGCCGUAGAAUAACAGUGUGAUGGAUAGCAGGGAUAAUACUAACAACAAUUAUGAUCUGGGGUAGGCGUAAUUGGGAUUUUGGUGCAUGAGCACACUACAUAAUUCUUAAAACACAAAUGAUAUGCGAUAAGUUAAACAUUUAAUCAAGAGUAUCCAUCUUUUAGACCCUUUAACUGAAGCCAGGGAAUAUGUUGUUGGAAGUAAUGUUCUGAGUGUGUCUAUUUAUUAAGUGCGAUUAAAUAUAUGAGUCUAGUCAUGAACUGUAAAUAUAUGCAGAAUUAAUUAAAGAGGCUGCAAAAACAUAUGAAUAGUUUUCACAUUAAGGGUAAACCAUUGUACCUUAUAAGAAAACAAGCAACAUGUAACUAAAUCUGUGAAUAAAAUAAUUAUUGUGUAUGCUAUAACUAAUCGUACCCCCAGAUGCCCUGGUACGGCCGAGAGUGGGGAGAGUCCGCUCUCCCUCUGGAAAUGCUCUCACAUGGCCACGCGUAUAUAGCCUCUGCCAGGGAAGUCCUACUCACUGCCUUCUCGUGGCGAGGGUGUUGUUUACGAAAAUGAGAGGACGAAAAGCGAAUGUACGGCGCUUUAACCAGAUUCCAAACUAAUGUUGCACAUGGGCUCCAGUAUCCUGCCGUAACAAAUGGCGUACAAACCAAUUUUUGGUCACCGGCUACCAUGGGACUGCAUCUCCUUACGAUGCUCCACUGCCUUGUGGAUCAGACCUUCAGGUCGAAGGCUCGGGGUGUGGCCCUCUAAGGAAACCACCUGCUUCGGUUUGGGCACCCGGGCAGUAUCACAGCCCUCAGACAUAUCGAGUGAGAUUUGUGUGGCGCAGUUGUAUUUGCUGCCUCUUUGUACCAAUAUCUAUGUUUUAUAAUAAAUAAUAACUAAUCGUAUUUCUAGUUUUAAACACUCAUUUCAAUGAGGUCGUAGAAACAUAUUUACUUUCCUGAUAUGUAAUAGAAGGGAAAUAUAAAAGCUGAUAACUCCAGGUAUUCAGUCUAAUUAUUUUCCAAGUCAUCUGGAAAUCUGUGUAUCCGUUUUUGCUAGAAUUCCUGACUUCAAAACUUUUACCAAUAACAAUAAUGCUACUUAGUAACAUUAGUAGUCUCAAACAUUUUACAUCAAUAAGUCAACUUUAGUGGUCAUAUUAGUUUGUAAAGGACACAUCAUCAGGGUAAUAUUUGAAAGCUGAUUAAAACUGUAUUCAUAUAUUCUUGUUAAAAUUCGAUUUAUAGGAAAAGCCUAAAAAUUCUUGAGAUUCAGUUGCCACUGAUAACUAUGAAAUUACGUUAUCUUAGAUAUCUCUCAUUGACGGAUCCAAAACCAAGCUUGAAAUUUUUAUGUAAGAUUUACAAGACUUAAAUUUAAUCUUGGAAUAAUGUCAAUGUACUCUUUAGGAAUUUGUCAAAUCCACUUAUUUAUCUAUUGAAUACUCUAUUACAGCAUUGGUAUACGGGAGAUUAUAGUAUAUUUUCAAUGUUUAGAUUUUGUGUAACUGUUCAAGUUAAGACGCUGAAAAGUAUUGAUCAACUGCUAUAUAUAUAUAUAGUGUAUUAACAAUUUUUCGAAUGUUAUUUAAAGUGGCUGCGAAAGGUGCGACCUUCGUAAAAUAGUUCUUUGUUUUUUCUAUUUUGCUUUGUUUUAAAUGAGAUCUGUAUUUUUGUGUUUAAUUUGGUUGUUAUUUUAUUAGCAGUUAUAUUUAUAAAUAGUUUUUAUUGAGUAUAGUGUUUAUCUUUUGGGAAAACGAACUAUCCUAAGAAUGUCACUUUUCAUUUACAUCGUUCGAAGAGAUCUAAUCUAAUUCCAUCUUUUUAUAAUAAAUUUGUCCACUAAGUUUACUUGGUGGAUUUCUUUCUUAAAUAGUGAGUGAAAUAUUUGUUUAAACUAAUGAAUAUUUAUUUCGUUUUGAGUAAAUUUAUAAUCUGAUGAAAUAUACAAUUAUCAGCCUAAAAAUUAUCUUCUUUAUAUACAACAAGUAUGCUUCAUUUUCCAAUCUAGUAUUUGAGAUAAAUAUUAGCAGGAAAGCAAUAUAAAAAUUAGAAUUCACUUCCAGCUUACCAAACUUAGUUGUAAAGAUUGUUCUUUGAUUGUAUUUGUUCCAAGGUGACUGUCAAAUCAUAUUCUUGGAUUUCGAAUUUAUUUCUCGGUUAUCUACAUACUGUGAUUCUAACUAAUUAGUUACAAGUUUCUAAUCCCAAUAUUUAAAAAAUAAGAUCAUAUUAGAAAUUGCUAUACAUUGAGUAUAACUCUCAGCUAGUAUUUAUUUUUAGGUUUACAAAUUGUUAAACUCAUAGACGAAGUACGAUCACCACCAAAAACAGCAUUAAUUUAGUGAUUUUUAUAUAUUUGAAAAUUCCCAUUUUGCCAUUUGGUAAAUAAAGAAGGAACGAAUUGAGCGAAGAAAUUUCUUUUCAAUUAGUUUUCAUCAUGGCUCUACACUAAUAUAUAUACGUUUUACAAUAAUAAUAUAAUACUCAUCGAGUGGAUACGUUACGUAAUAAUUACAUAAUGACAUUUAAAUUAACAUUAAUUAAUUGGAAGAAAGAGGAUUAAUAAUAUUCAAAGUGAUCAAGAAGUUGCUAAGUUGCGUAAUGUAAGAAACAAAGAAGGAACAGAAUUUUAACGGAUGGUCAAUAGGAUGGUAGUUACGUAAGAAUCAAGAGAUGAAUGUUGAGAAGUUAUUAAGUUCAAAAGCAAUAG